CUCGUCUCGUCUCAUCAUUCUUUAAGCUUAAUCCAAUCCAUUCAUUCUCUAAACCCCACUUCUCUCUCUUCUUUCUCUCUCCACUUCUCUCCUUUACCCCAUCAUAACGCCGUCAAAAGGAGAGAGAAAGGGACAGCAGAAUACCCGGAGAAAUGCAAAAACCGCCCCGGAUCUCACGCCGUUAGUUAACGUCCCUCUCCUUCUCUCUCUUGAUAGCUCCUCCACUCCUCCCUCUCUCUCUCUCUCUCUCUCUCUCUCUCUCUACAUUUCGUAUACAUAAAUAAAUGUCGCGUAUUGUCGCGGAGGACAUAAGUCUUUCCUCCUCCCUCUCUCGCCACCCCACAAGCGAUCACUCCCUUCCAUACUUCAACCCCGCGAUGCCAGACGACCAGCAGAGCCGAUUCCCGCGCGUCACCGCCCUGUCCCCAACGCUCGGGCAGCUGCUGAAGCGCGUGGGCGAUGCGCGCAAGGAGGCCACCGGGGAUGGCGGCGAGACCCCUGUCCACCACCACGCCCUCGAUGUGCUUGACCUUAGUGACGUGUCCAGCAGCACCACUGGUGCGCUUCGCGCGCUCCCGUUCGUCCUCCAGUUCGCCAACCUCAGCUACAGCGUCAAGGUCCGUCGGAAAUUCUCUUUCCAGUCCCUUCUCCCGGGAAAGCGCAGCCGUCUCGGUCCUGCAGCAGCUGCGGUGGCAGAGCCGAUCAACCUUUUCACCCGGACGAAGACCCUCUUGGAUGAUAUCUCUGGACAGGCCCGGGACGGGGAGAUCCUGGCAGUGCUCGGGGCGAGUGGGUCGGGGAAGUCUACCCUCAUCGACGCGUUGGCCAAUAGGAUCGCGAAGGGGUCUCUCCGUGGGUCCGUCACACUGAAUGGCGAGCCACUUGAGUCUAGGCUGCUGAAGGUCAUAUCUGCCUACGUGAUGCAAGACGACCUGCUGUUUCCGAUGCUCACGGUAGAGGAGACGCUGAUGUUCGCAGCUGAAUUCCGGCUCCCCCGGACACUGUCCAAGUCCAAGAAGCGGCUCCGUGUCCAGGCCCUCAUCGACCAGCUCGGGCUCCGCAAUGCUGCCAAGACUGUGAUCGGGGAUGAGGGCCACCGCGGGGUCUCGGGAGGUGAGAGGAGGCGGGUCUCCAUCGGGAUUGAUAUAAUCCAUGACCCAAUCAUACUCUUCCUCGAUGAGCCCACCUCGGGUCUCGACUCCACGAGUGCCUUCAUGGUGGUCAAGGUCCUGCAGCGCAUUGCCCAAAGUGGGAGCAUCGUGAUCAUGACAGUUCACCAGCCCAGCUAUCGGAUCCUCGGGCUGCUGGACCGGCUACUUUUCCUCUCGCGGGGGCAUACCGUCUACAGCGGGCCCCCCUCUAACCUGCCCAUGUUCUUCGCCGAGUUUGGGCACCCGAUACCUGAGAACGAGAACCGGACUGAAUUCGCCCUGGACCUGAUCCGUGAGCUCGAGGGUUCACCCGGUGGGACAAAGAGUCUAGUGGAAUUUAACAAGUCGUGGCAGAACAACACCAAGAAUACCCCCGGAUCCACUGUCCCUGAUGCCGACAGGGCCCAGGGGCUCUCCUUGAAGGAGGCGAUAAGCGCGAGCAUUUCCCGUGGCAAGCUUGUGCCGGGUGCCACCAAUGUGAACGUUGAUGCUGCAGGCGCUGCCCCGAUGGUCCCCACCUUUGCGAACCCCUUGUGGAUUGAGAUGGCGGUCCUCUCCAAGCGAUCGAUAAUGAACUCCCGCAGGAUGCCCGAGCUGUUUGGUAUCCGCCUUGGGGCGGUCCUUGUCACGGGGUUCAUUCUCGCCACAAUGUUUUGGCAGCUCGACAACUCCCCGAAAGGGGUCCAAGAGCGGCUAGGGUUCUUCGCCUUUGCCAUGUCCACCACCUUCUACACGUGCGCCGAUGCCCUCCCAGUCUUUCUCCAGGAGCGUUACAUCUUCAUGCGGGAGACCGCUUACAAUGCCUACCGGCGGUCCUCAUAUGUGCUCUCUCACUCGCUCGUGGCACUCCCGGCGCUUGUCUUCCUCUCCUUCGCCUUCUCCGCCACGACAUUCUGGGCUGUAGGACUUGAUGGCGGGAUGCAAGGUUUCGUAUUCUACUUCCUCAUAAUCUUCGCGUCCUUCUGGGCAGGCAGCUCGUUUGUGACAUUCCUCUCGGGGGUGGUCCCACACGUCAUGCUCGGUUACACCAUCGUGGUGGCAAUCCUCGCCUACUUCCUCCUUUUCAGCGGCUUCUUCAUAAACCGGGAUCGGAUCCCACCCUAUUGGAUCUGGUUCCACUACCUAUCGCUCGUGAAGUACCCGUACGAGGGGGUGCUCCAGAACGAGUUCGCGGACCCAGCCAAGUGCUUCGUGCGUGGGACCCAGAUCUUCGACUCUACCCCGCUUGGGGCAGUCCCGAAUUCAGUCAAGGUGAGGCUACUCCAGACAAUCAGCAACACGCUUGGGAUGAGCAUCACGAGCUCGACGUGCCUCACCACCGGGGCUGACAUUCUACAGCAGCAGGGGGUGACGGACCUCAGCAAGUGGAGCUGCCUGUGGAUCACUGUCGCCUGGGGAUUCCUGUUUAGGGUUUUGUUCUACUUCUCUCUCUUGCUGGGCAGCAAGAACAAGAGGAGGUAAUAAUGAAUAAUUAAUUAUAAUCAUAGUUAACGGUGUUUAAUUACAGAUAUAAUUAUUUAAUGUGUUUUUUUGAUGGAUCCGAAGUUGUUUUCCUUUUCCGGAAGGUGGUGAAUGUCGUUCCUUUCCCCCCCACCUUUAAGUUUAACCUUUUUUCUAUAUGAACAGUCUACAUACAUGUACAACUGUCGUAUAUAUAUAUAUAUUACCCGUCAUUUUCUCA
Messenger RNA from Punica granatum (pomegranate), 2832 nucleotides. NCBI's taxonomy places the organism in Eukaryota, Viridiplantae, Streptophyta, Magnoliopsida, Myrtales, Lythraceae. The record is from RefSeq and is a predicted model, not a curated record.